Beta vulgaris subsp. vulgaris (sugar beet) is the source of this 522-nucleotide messenger RNA. RefSeq lists its product as uncharacterized. Bases 8 to 499 code for a protein of 163 amino acids. Gene Ontology annotation, molecular function: cysteine-type peptidase activity; deNEDDylase activity. The record is from RefSeq and is a predicted model, not a curated record. Gene Ontology annotation, biological process: proteolysis. The transcript has 5 exons. Lineage: Eukaryota; Viridiplantae; Streptophyta; Magnoliopsida; Caryophyllales; Amaranthaceae.
UGUUUCCAUGAUACAAACAUUCAUGAGGCUAUUAUACAAUGAUGUGAGGCGAUCUAGUCAGCCAAUCUUUGGUUGGUUAUGUCCAAGCUUUGUACGAGAUGACAGUUGCGUACAAAACGAAAAAGAGGUGAAAGUAUAUCUCAAGGAUUCUUUGAACGCAUGUUCUCGUCUUGGAUAUAAGAUCGUUCUUCUUCCUUACAUUGAAUCGAACCAUUGGACACUCAUUGCAAUAUGUGUGUCAAGUAACGAAGUCUACCACUUUGAUUCUUUGCGUAAAGGAACAAUACGGUCCUUACUAGUCAAAUCAUUGUUAAAUAGUGUGAUGAAGAAGAUUACUUCAUCUGGACUUCGACAAGGAAAAGCUCCUGUUUGGUAUUUAGUCGAGUGUCCGGUACAAGAAGGUGGACUUGCGUGUGGGUAUUACGUCAUGAGGUUCAUGCUCGAUAUCGUCAACUAUUGCAAAGAUGUUGUUGAUCUUCGAAAGGUAUGUAACUUUUAGGUUUCCAAUUGUUGUUUGUUGUA